GCUUGUUGGUAUCAUUGGUUUCUUGUCAAUUUUGAUUUCAUGGAUUUUGUUGGGUCUGAUAGUAUUCUGGAUAAUGUGAUGGGUAUUGUAAUAUUGAAUUCUUUGAUCUCUGUAGGGUCUAGUGGUAGUCUUGGUUUGUUUGUAGGGUUGGCUAUCAGAAUUGCCUGGUUUAUUGGGAAGUUUAUCUUGUAUUUUGCUUUUGCUUCAUUGAAGAAUUCACAUGCAAUUUUGUCAUCAGUAAUUGG
This is a messenger RNA of Racocetra persica, 245 nucleotides long. The record is from the annotation of a GenBank genome assembly. NCBI's taxonomy places the organism in Eukaryota, Fungi, Glomeromycota, Glomeromycetes, Diversisporales, Gigasporaceae.